This is a messenger RNA of Aedes albopictus (Asian tiger mosquito), 2338 nucleotides long. RefSeq names its product transmembrane protein 135-like. The record is from RefSeq and is a predicted model, not a curated record. Lineage: Eukaryota; Metazoa; Arthropoda; Insecta; Diptera; Culicidae. The coding region runs from base 567 to 1949 and encodes 460 amino acids. The transcript is spliced from 6 exons.
GUCGAUCUAGUCGUCACCGUUCAAAGAAAAAUAAUUGCUCGUAUCAGGAAGUAGUUCUUUCUCCAUCCGUCGUCGUAGUAAUCGCAGUUGCUUAGAGUCCUAAAAGAGCUCAAGAGAACCGAUAGUGAGUGCUGAUUAAUGCGGAAGACGAUUUUAACUGGGAUCCUUAUGGUGGCGCGUCUGCUACUUUGAUGCUGUUUUCCUUCAUUUUUUGCCACAACAAAUUUAAAGAGCCUGCUAAUCAGUGAUAUCAAUCAAAGGUGUUUGUGAUUUUGUGUUCGUAAAAAACGGUGUCGAUUACUGCGAUUUAGUGAGCAGCACUAGAUAAUGGCCUGAUUGUGGGACAUUCCGCACGAGCUGUUCCAGAGAAGCAUUCGAAACGAAGCCGUCAUCCAAGUAACCCAACUCAAGGAAUAGGAGUAGGAGCAAUCGAUUACAUCUCAGCUGUAACCUGCAGCAGCUGCAACUUGUACUGUAGUGGACAAACGAACGGACGGACGAAUACCUAUCUUUCACGUAAUAUUUUUCAAUCGUGCAGCCAUCGUAUACGAUCACAUACCAUCACAAUGCAAGUCCUAAGCAAACUUACUUCCGUUCCGAUCACCUGCAAAGAAUACGUCCACCCAUGGACGGAUUCGUGUAGCAUAGCUUCGGCCGAGUUCCUAAUCGUUGCCGUGCAGGACAGUCUCCGAAUCUACACAGCCGUCUAUUUGCUUUCACUAGCCAUGCGCGGUCGCAUUCCAUCGUUCGAGGAAUUGAAACGCACAAUCCGCGGUCUGCUCCAAUCCACAGCCUUCCUGACGAUGUCCGCCUUCAGCUAUUCGGUGUUCCUUUGUGUUCUUCGGCGGCUUGCCGGGUCGUACAAUUUCUACACUUCGUCCUACAUACCGGCCUACAUCGCCGCGUUCGUGUCCAUCCUGGUAGAGCGACCCUCGCGGCGAGGGUUGUUGUGUUUGUACGUAUCGAACGUUGCCACCGAAACCGGUUGGAAUAUCCUGAAGUCACGAGGCCUGGUGCGAUCGCUUCCGUACGGGGAAAUCCUGAUCUUUGGGGUAUCUACGGCGACGUUGUUGUACUAUUACCGACUGAAUCGGCAGAAAGACUACAAGGAUUCGAUGUUUGACGUGUUCCAGUUUGCUCUGGGGGAUAGCGAAGUGAUGAAACCGGUUGAACAGGCCUCUGCGGAAAGCAGACGAGAAAAUCGAUCCAGGGAUUCGACACGGAGGAGCGCGCCCUACGGUAUGAUCCAGGCUGCCGUGAAAGCCUACCUUAAUGUGAUAACGAGGGUAAAGACUAUGGCCAAACACGAGCUGUGCCGACACAAGGACAGCUGUCUCUACAAUACGCUCUCUGGUGGCACCCGGAUGUUCUCGAUCGGGUUGGGCAUCCAGGUGAUCAUGAAAGUACUCUUCCAGGCCCGAAGGAUGAUUCGUAGGCCGGAACUGUUCAAGCGGACAUUCCUAAGCAAAGAGAUUAUGAAGCUGGGGCUGUUCCUCGGGGGAUUCACGUCUCUGUACAAGAUGUCUUCCUGUCUCCUGAGGCAUAUGACGAACACUGACAAAGCUGCCUACGCCAUUCCAAGUGGAUUAGUUGCCAGCGUUGCAUUCGGAUAUUACGCAGACACCACUAUCGCGUUGUACAUCAUGUGGAAAACUCUCCAGAUGUCCUACAACUGGGGAAUCGAAAAAGGCUACGUACCAAAGAUUCCGGGCUUCACCGUACUAUUGUACUGUGCGAGCACGGCAUUACUCUUCCAUGCGGCCACACUGGAACCCAUGAAUCUACGGCCAAGUUACUGGAAGUUCCUGCAUUCCAUCUCCGGAGGACGGAUCUCCGUGAUGGACCGAAGCGGGUUCGAUGUGUACGGGCUGAACACCAGCGGCCAGAUUCGGGAGAUGUCGAAAAUGUGCAAUACGGCGCAAGUGCUAAAGUUCCGGAUUGAGGGUUAACAGCGUCUACUUAUGUACAUACCUAAGAUUUGUUUUUUUUUCUCUGAUUACGAGAGGCCAUGAUGGGCGGUGAUGCCUUAGAGAAUAGAAGAUUGCAUGCCGAAUGCGUCCGCUUAUUGCACAAACGGGAUUAUGGGAGGGUCAACGUAGAGUACAUAGUAAAUAGGUAAUCUGCAAAGUGAUAGAUUAUUUUUGGAACUCGAGAGAACACUAGGUUGGAGGUUAGCCACGAAACGUGAGACCUCAAAAAAGGUUUAUGCUGCUUCUUAUAAUACGGCAAGAUUCCGUACAGUAUGCCGCAAAAAUUGCGAUGUACGUGUAGAUAAGAUCACUUCGAUUUGAUAUAUUGAAUGUUAUUUUGUUUUUAAUAAAUCAUUAUUGUCCACGAA